Molecule: messenger RNA, 1512 nt
Organism: Sinocyclocheilus rhinocerous
Lineage: Eukaryota; Metazoa; Chordata; Actinopteri; Cypriniformes; Cyprinidae
Product: thrombomodulin-like
Exons: 1
Coding region: 24-1394 (456 amino acids)
Cellular component (GO): membrane
Molecular function (GO): calcium ion binding; transmembrane signaling receptor activity
Source: RefSeq, a predicted model, not a curated record
GUCAAGAGAAAGGAGGACAUCUGAUGACCGUGCGCUCCGAAAAAGCGGCCGAUGUUCUCGGUGGGUUGUUGAGCGGCGCUUCUGGAGACUUUUGGCUUGGGCUGAAAUAUCAGUGUUCAGACUCAAACGAUGGGUUGAAGGGAUACAGAUGGGUCACUGGAGACAACACAACCCACUACGUCAACUGGAAAAGCGACUUAACGGUUUGUUCUCCACAAUGUGUUUCAGUGUCACAAAAAGUCCUCAAAUGGACCGAAAGACCAUGCAAUGACCGAAUCGAGGGUUAUUUGUGCGAAUACGACAACCCCGGUUACUGUCCGCCGCUAAGCAUCGAUGCACCAGUCUCAUAUCAAACUCAUUUCGGAUUUACAUCAAAGGAAGAGCUCAAAGAGAUUCCUCAAUUCACCAUUGGGACACUGCAGCCGCUAAGAACGAGACACAUUUGUGUCGAAGGCGCAUGGCUUCAAGCACCGUGGAGUUGUGAAGCUGCUGGUGGUGGAUGUGAUUAUAAGUGCGUUCAGACAGGGCAAAGCUACGCCUGCAUCUGUCAGCCUGGAUUUAAACCCGACAUCAACGGAGUCACGUGCAGCAAGCAGGACGAUGAGCCUUGCGCGCAAGCGGAAUGUGAGCACGAGUGCGCACGACUUGGCGAUGCAUUCGUGUGCACGUGUCGCGCGGGGUUUCAUCUAGGUGCAGAUGGGAAGUCUUGCGAAGGAUGCAAACCCGGCUUUCACAUUGAAGGUGGCGUUUGCGUGGAUGAUAACGAAUGCGUGUUUGCACCGUGCGAGCACUACUGUAACAACACUGAAGGUAGCUAUCACUGUGUGUGCUUUCAGGGAUACAUCCAGUCUGUGGAGGACAUGCACAAAUGUAAUAUGCACUGUGCGGAAAGCAAAUGCCCAGCUAACUGUGAUCGCAACAACAACGCCCAGUGUAACUGCCCUGAUGGUUUCCUACUUGAAGAGCCAUUUUGCGUUGACAUAGAUGAAUGCGAUAGUGGUUACUGUGACCAUGCAUGUGAAAAUUCACCUGGAGGAUUUCAAUGUUCUUGCAAUAAAGGAUUCGUGCUUAUAGGCAAGCUCCAAUGUAGAGAAAACGUCGAGGGUUCCGGCAGCUCGACGCCUUUUGAUAGUUUUAUACCUACGAGCAGAUCUCCAACAGACAAGCCAGUGUCCAUCUCAGCUGGCAGUCUUUUAGGAAUAAUGCUUUGCAUUGUUCUUUGUAUUCUUUUACUGGUCUGCCUCGCUCGCUGCAUAAUGAGACGUCUUAGUAAAAUGCACCGUUAUGAUGUGGACAAAGGCCACCAUGCAAUCUUCGAUUUUCAACAGGUGAUCAUUGAAAAAUACAGCCUACCACAGACAUUCCCAAGCAGAUAUAUAAAAAGAGACACUUAAAGUCGGACGUCACGCAAACUGAAAUGUAAAUAGAACAUAACAGUGAAUAUAUUUGAUUUUGUAUGUAAACACAAAUAUAUUAGGCUUAGACAAUGUCAGAAAAACGGAAUCUUACCUU